CGGGCCCAUUUAUAAAAAAAUAAACAAGUUAAGAAAAAGAUACACAUUUCACGAUUUGAUUUAUUCAAAUAGAAGAAAAAAAAUAGUCAAUUUGAUUCACAUAGAUGUAAUGAAUAAAGAUAAAAAAAAACUCGCAGGCGCAUUGGACAAAAUUGUUCAGAAGCAAGAAAGUCUAAGUUUCCCACUAGGAUUUAAGGAGGUCAUACAUUAUUUCCACACAAAUUUUGUCUAUUAUUUUGUACUUCUCUCCAUUCUAGAUAGUAACCCGUGGAUGUUGUGUCUACUUAAAAAAGUCAACAAACUCUUUCGUGAUAAAUUCAGAGCCAAUUUGUUUGGAAAAACUAUGUGCGACAUUUCUACGUUUGAAAAGAAGUACAUCUGGAAUGGAGCCCUAAUUGAUAGAUACUUCAAAAGGCUCUUAAAGAAGCACCAUAGAAAAUUACGCGUUCUAGUAGAUGCUUGCUUGAAAAAAGAUGAAUCCUUUUGCCACACCGCUAAGCAAAGCAGAUGCACCUACCAUCUCGAAAAUAACAACUAUGACGAUGACCAAUUUCUGUGUGCACUACGUAACAUACAUGCCAUACAUUUUUAUGACAUUUUUGAGGAACAUUUUUUCAAAAAAACCAUUAACAAUAUUAUGAAAAUGAUUAACACGAAUGUGCAGUUUAGUCUUUUGAAAAAUUUUAUUAGUGAUAGAUAUACGGCUCAGCAAAUUAUGUACACGCACAAAACGUUUUUCGCCUUAACUGUUCAGAAAAACAGUACCCCUUUGUUUAGCUCAUUUGUCGAAAUGAAAAAGCUGAAGCAAAAAAUGGACUACCUUUUGGAAGAAACGGUAAAGAGACAACUAGAUGUAGCCAUACCCAAUUUAAGAAUAAUGAAUUUGCUAAAUUUGUCUCUCAUAAUGACCAAGUUGAUGUUGAACAAGCUCACCCAACUGUUGUUCUAUUUCGUCAUGUUGUACAUAAAGAAAAAGGCGCAUGAAAGAGGAGGGCCGCUCAUGCGGGUGCUAAGUGCCCUUUCGUUUGGCUA
This is a messenger RNA of Plasmodium cynomolgi strain B, 1032 nucleotides long. RefSeq lists its product as hypothetical. The annotation marks the transcript as partial. The record is from RefSeq and is a predicted model, not a curated record. The transcript has a single exon. NCBI's taxonomy places the organism in Eukaryota, Apicomplexa, Aconoidasida, Haemosporida, Plasmodiidae.